UUUUUAAGGCUUUAUUUUUCCACAAGAAUAGAAGCAUGUUCUUCCUUCGUUCCUGUCCUUUUAGAUUUUUAAUCAUUUUGUCUAAUGAAAAUGUUACAAAACUCCGUUUGCAUUUUUAACGUAGUAUAGAUUUAAAGUCGAUAUAAACUUUUUUUUCUUCCCUCUCACAGUAAAUUGGCCUACUUGUACAAGCCGUUAAUCAAUCUAGGCACGUGAUACCAGAUAGUCUAUAUUGGAAAAGAAGCUUCUUUUCAGAUUAAAAUGGCUCCACGGGGAUGUUUUGUGAAGAUGCCGCGCCCUAAAAUAAGAUGGCGGCCCCUAAAACGCAUUCGGUAUCAAACAAUCCAGCCCUUUGAAUUUCAAGAUGGCGGUCGUCAUCUAUAGGUUUGCUUAGUUAUGCCCUCCUCCAAGAUGGCUCCUCUAUUUAUCUUCAGACCGCCAGUUUCACGUGACCUAUGAAUGUCAACAUGGCGGCGCCCAUCCUGAGAGGCAUGAGAGGUCAGGGUAGGGAUUUGUGCAGUGUCGGCUACCGCCAGAUGUUCCGGAGAGAGAUCAGUUUCAAAUUAGAUGAGAAAACAGCCCAUAGCAGCUUGGAUUUAUUCAAAAAGGACACUGGUGUCCUCUAUCGCAUGCUGGGGAUUGACCCCACCAGAGUGCCUCGAAACCCUGAACGCUUCAGAGACUGGUCUGUUGUUUUGGGUGAUACCACCAUCUCCAGGGGCUGCCAUUACUGGGAAGUGACGGUGAAACGAUCACAACAGUUCCGCAUUGGGGUGGCAGAUGUGGACAUCUCCCGGGAAGUCUGCAUAGGAAUGGAUGACAAUUCCUGGGUCUUUGCCUAUGGGAAUCAUUGCUGGAAUGCUAUGUUUGCUAAUGAAACCACUCCAAUCACUAACAUUGGCCAAUCGGAAAGAGUUGGUCUGUUCUUGGACUAUGACCGCAAAAGAUUCAGCUUGGUAGAUAUACGACAACACAUGUUCAUCCACAAUAUGUCGCCAGAGUUCCGAGGUCCUGUAGUGCCUGCCUUUGCUCUCUGGGAUGGUGAACUGCUCACCCACUCAGGCCUGGAUGUACCUGAGAAGCUCAAGCAAAGUUGAAAUCUAUUCAAGAGUGUUGAUACUGAGAUUUUUUUUCUUGGAAGAGCAAGUUCUGCCAAAAUGCUAUUGCCAUAUUACAAUCCAGAGAUUUUCAGGUUUUCAUAAUCUGACUCCCUCUCCUUAUAGGAAAUACCAUAUCUCUUCCUAGCAGAUUGAAAUAUAUUUCAUUUUGCCAUGUCGUAAGAUUUGACUCAGUAAUGGACCAACGCAUUUAGACAUCUUGUUUCCUUGCCUUUUUGAGUGAAAUUUGCCAUCCUUUACCUAUGUCACAUUGAUCUUGCACUGCUAUUUUGGUUUUGUCAGGAAAAGAUUUUCUUAGGGUUGCUUGAAAAAUAUGAGCUUUUUAAAAGCAGCUAUUAUCUAAGUGAUCAGCUGCACCAUUUGAUACCUUAGCUUUAUGCCUUUUAAUUAUAUAAAAUAUCCUUUUCCUGUUAGAAAUAUGUGCUCAAGCUUUGAAAUAUUUGAAGAGAUUUCCAUUUUGAUGAGAACAGUGAUUUUUAACACAAAUGAACUAUUGCUUCGUACUGGUGUGGUGGAAAGAUUAGCUUGGAAAUAAGCAGAUGGCAUCUCAUGACCAAUGGAAAUCCAACUCUCCUGAAUUCAUAAACAAUAGGGUACACAUAUUAAUGUUAUAGGAAUUACUUUAUUAAUACCAGCCCCAGAUCAUCCUGUACUAGAUUGGUUGAAGGAACAGGAAUCAACCCAAUAUACAUCUGCAGAUAUAUAUAUUCAUGAAAAAGGAAUGAUAAAGAAUUUGCCACAGUUUUAUUACAAUCACCAUAGAUAAAAUUAGCUGAAAUCAACAUAUUUAAGCAGUGUUUUCUUUUUCUUGGUGUUGGAUGUAGCAAGAGCAGUUCUGUAUGCUCUGUUGAUCAUAUUGUAAUAAGUAAAAAUAAAAGCAUCUAAAACAAAA
Molecule: messenger RNA, 2010 nt
Organism: Crotalus tigris (Tiger rattlesnake)
Lineage: Eukaryota; Metazoa; Chordata; Lepidosauria; Squamata; Viperidae
Gene: SPRYD4
Product: SPRY domain containing 4
Exons: 2
Coding region: 456-1097 (213 amino acids)
Molecular function (GO): protein binding
Source: RefSeq, a predicted model, not a curated record